Molecule: messenger RNA, 1779 nt
Organism: Jatropha curcas
Lineage: Eukaryota; Viridiplantae; Streptophyta; Magnoliopsida; Malpighiales; Euphorbiaceae
Product: F-box protein At3g07870
Molecular function (GO): protein binding
Source: RefSeq, a predicted model, not a curated record
CAAAAAAAAUGACUCCUCUCUUCUUCCUCUUUCAUUUGGUGGCCUCCUCGUCGACUGUAAUAGCCGGAAUCGGAAAACCCAAAAUGGGUAUCCCCGAACCUUUCCGGUCAAUUUUCGGCCAAAUAGUUCACACCCACCUUGAUUUGAAUACAUAGUAGUAAUCCUCUCAUCGAAACGAAUAAAAUGAUGCAUUGUUUGUCAAUUUUGGUGAAGAUUAAAUUUUCCGGCCACCGUGCACGGCGACGACAGCGGUGGUCCGGUGAGGCUCCGGCGAGACUCCGGCGAAUACCCGAGAGGCAGAAUAAUCUCCUCUUCACGCGGAUCACGAAAAUCAAAUCCGAUUCUUGAUCGGUACAUUGUAGAAGGUUAUACACUUAUCAUAGUGUGAUCGGAGAGGACAACAACGGAAGAAAUGUCGGACUACUUGCCUGAAGAAGUGAUAAUACAAAUCUUACACAACCUACCUGUUAAAUCCUUGAUUAAAUGUACUAGUGUUUGCAAGUUAUGGCACUCUUUAAUCAAAAACCCUAAUUUCAUUUCCGCUCAAAUUGCCAAAACCUCAUCAAUUAACAUCAAAAGCAACCCUAACCCAUUACUCCUAUCUCACUUCGACGACAAUCAGUACUCUUUGGGUUUUGACAAUCAAGAGUUCAAGGACUACAUGCCACUGCAUUUCCCGUUCAAGUCCGACGCCAGAUACUUUCAGGCAGUGGCUGUGGGUUACUCUAAUGGCUUGUUAUGCCUCUGUGACAGACGUGAGACAUUGAGCAGGUACAAAGACAAAUUCAUUCUCUGGAAUCCCUCUAUUCGAAAAUCAUUCACACUUCCCCAACCUAAUUUUUCCUUGGCCAUCUGUUACUUAUGCAAUGAUUUUGUUGGUUUCGGGUUUGAUUCUAACGCUAAUGACUAUAAACUCUUCAGAAUGAUUAUGCACCUAGAUGACUGUGGAAAAAUUCAAGAACCUAAGAUUCAGAUUGAAAUUUACUCAUUAAACUUGAACUUGUGGAAGAUUAUUACUGGUAAUGCACCCACGUGUUGGAUAGAAAAGCAAAUGGUAAAUCGGUGUCCCUUACAGAAUGCAGCUUAUGUGAACAAUGCAUUGCAUUGGAUUGCUUAUUAUUCAAAUGAUUCCACAGAUGAUCAUGGUAGUCUAUUCAGAUAUUUUAUUCUGGUCUUUGAUUUGAAAGAUGAAGUUUUCCGUGAAAUCAUGUUGCCAAAUUCUAUGACAAUGUCUGGUGCAUUUAGACACCAUGUUAAGGUAUUUGGGGACUCCUCAAUUGGAGUUUUUGACAUUGCUCCUCAUUUGUGUUGGACUGAUAUAUGGGUGAUGAAAGAGUAUGGUGUUGCAGAGUCAUGGGUGAACUUACCAAAGGUUGGUGAUCAAAAGAUGGGGAUAUUAAGAGUGUUGGGAUUCAAAAAAAAUGGAGAAGUUAUAUUGGAAUUUGGUAGUGGACAAUCAUCUGCUUCAAUUCCAUAUGCUUUUGUUGAUACUUAUCUAGAGAGCCUAGCAUUAUUUGACAAAGGAAAUGUUGUAAAAAAGAAGUCAUCCAAAGAGAGACAUAUCCUAUCCGGCAGAGUUAAGUUUUAUUCAGUACUAUCUUUGAAUUAAUUUAAUUUUGGUUUGAUCUCGGUUUUAAAUUUAAAUAUUUUUGCUGGAAUGGAAUGGCAGUUGUGUUUAUAUAUAUGUAAUCGUUCUGCUGUCAUAUGUGUUUCCAUUUCAAGAGUUCAUAUGAUAUAUUAAUAUAUUACUAGUUUAAUAUUCUGAAAUUUGAUUGUCAA